AUGCCACUACAGCGGCAAGGGUCGAUCACUAUCCCGAUGCUACUAUGUAGGAAGACGGUGGAUGAGGUUUGGAUGGAGAUCCAUCGAGAUCAGAAACUCACCCUCGGAGAGAUGAUGCUCGAGGACUUCCUCAUCAAGGCUGGGGUUGUGAGGGAGGGCUACGAUCAGGUCGUCGCUCUGUUGCCUCAUGCGCUGCCUUCACUGAUCUUGUGGCCUAUGCUAUGA
Molecule: messenger RNA, 225 nt
Organism: Elaeis guineensis (African oil palm)
Lineage: Eukaryota; Viridiplantae; Streptophyta; Magnoliopsida; Arecales; Arecaceae
Source: RefSeq, a predicted model, not a curated record